AUGCGGCUUCUCUACUAUAACGCGCUGAGAAGGCUUGUCUUGACAGACUUCCGCGGCAAGACGAUCCCGCCCUACGCCAUUCUGUCGCACAGAUGGAGCGCCUACGAGAUUCUCAUCGAAGACAUAUCGAAUGGAACCUACAAGGAGAAGGAAGAAGGCUAUCGAAAGCUCCAGUUUUGCGCUGAACAGGCGGCCCAGGACGGGCUGCAGUACUUCUGGAUCGACACAUGCUGCAUCGAUAGAUGGAACCUGCGCGAGCGCUCGAAAGCAAUCAACUCGAUGUUUCAGUGGUACAAGAAUGCGACACGAUGCUACGUCUUCUUGUCAGACGUGUCAGUGGCGACUGCAACAGAGCCGGUCCAACGCAGCGACUGGCAGGCAUCAUUCCGUGCAAGCGCAUGGUUCACUCGGGGAUGGACGCUCCAAGAGCUGAUUGCACCAGUGUCAGUCGACUUCUUCUCACGUGAAGGAUAUCCUAUAGGCGACAAAGCGUCGCUCGACCAGCUUAUCCACGAGAUCACCAACAUCCCGCUCGCGGUGUUGCGUAACUGUCCUUUAGACGAGUUUAGUACAUCCAAGCGAGAGAGAUGGGCCAAAAGUCGCGAAACAACAGAAGACGAAGACAUUGUUUACUGCCUGCUUGGGAUUCUUGGUGUUUCUAUGCCCACCGCGUAUGGCGAAGGACAGAAGAGUGCACGACGCAGACUGCAGGCGGAAGUAAAGGCAGCUGCUAACGCACCGUCGAUAAUUCCAUUCUCACAAAACCCCCGCUUCGUAGGCCGAGAGUUACAGCUCACUGAGCUAGAAGCAAGGCUCUUCAGCAACGAACACACCACUACCACGCUAGCAAUCGUUGGCCCUGCCGGAACAGGCAAAUCGCAGCUUGCGCUCGAGGUUGCACACAGAACAAGGCAGCACAACAAGAAACGCUCGGUCUUUUGGAUGGACGCGAGCGACAAAGACAGUCUCUACCAGUCGUAUGCAAGUGUUGCGCAGAAACUUAGCGUUCUAGGCUGGGACGACGAUCAAGCCGACAUGAAGCAGCUUAUAAAACGCUGUCUAGUAAAGAUUAGUGCUCGACAAUGCUUGCUGAUCUUCGACAACGCAGAGCACACCACUAUGCGAUCUAGCGGCUCGUCUACGACAGAAGCCGCAGACCUAGCCGACUGUCUACCGCAGUCUAAGCUAUGUUCUAUUAUCUUCACGACAACGAACAGCGACUCAGCUCAGGCGCUCGGUUCACAGAACGUUGUAGAGCUGCGAGAGCUAAAACUAGACGCGGCGCUGGGGAUGCUGCAAGUCAGCUUGGAGAGGCCAAUCACAAACGCUGAGCAGCAAGAAGCCGAGCACUUGCUGAGAGAGCUAUCAUAUCUGCCUCUAGCAGUCAUGCAAGCAGCGGCCUGUAUGAAGGCUAGCGGUAUGACGGUGCAAGAGUACCGAUCACGACUAGACGAUUAUAAAGAACUCACUACUAAGCACAGCGAUGACUCGUCUAGGGGUAGACUACAAGAUACUAGCGUGAAAGACCCCGUAGCUGCUGCGUUGUUUGUCUCUAUAGACCAGAUCAGUCGUAACAAUGUGUUUGCCGCAGACUGUCUGUUUCUUGCUGCAUGCGUAAACCAGAAAGAUAUCUCGCUUGAUCUUCUAGAGGCAGCCUCGAUGCAAGCAAGAGAAGAUGCUAUCAGGGUACUUAACACGUAUGCGCUUGUCACUAGACGACCUGCUGAGUCUGCGUUUGAUAUUUAUCGACUAGUCCACCAAGCUCUACGCAAGCGGCUGCAAGUGGAGGGGCGGCUUAUGCAAUGGACUCAACGCACGACCGCACAGCUACUUCAGGUGUUCCCAGGCAGCGAUCAUAGUAACAGAAGCAAGUGGAGACGACUGCUUCCGCAUGCCCAGUAUGCUCUGUCGCAUAGUCCGGCGGACGAUGACCACGAGGCAAGAUUACGCCUUGCAUCAAAAUGUGCUACGACUCUGUUUAGUGACGGACGGUAUGAGGAGGCUGAAGAGCUGCAGGUGCAAGUGAUGCAGGCGAGGAAGAGAGUGCUUACCAACGAGCAUCCUAUGACGCUGAAAAGCAUAGGCAACCUAGCGGCGACAUACUCAACCCAAGGGCGAUGGAAGGAGGCCGAAGAGCUGCAGGUGCAAGUGAUGCAGGCGAGGAAGAGAGUCCUUACUGAUGAGCAUCCUAGUACGCUGGAAAGCAUGUCUAACCUAGCGGCGACGUACGGGAACCAAGGGCGAUGGAAGGAGGCCGAAGAGCUGCAGAUGCAAGUGAUGCAGACGUUUAAGAGAGUGUUUAACGACGAGCAUCCUAGUACGCUGACUAGCAUAGCCAACCUGGCGGUGACGUACGGGGACCAAGGGCGGUGGAAGGAGGCCGAAGAGCUGGAGGUGCAAGUGAUGCAGGCGAGGAAGAGAGUGCUUACCGACGAGCAUCCUCACACGCUGACCAGCAUGGCCAAUCUCGCGUUCACGCUGCAGUCACAAGCUCGUAACAAGGAGGCUCUUGCACUGAUGGAAAGAUGCUUCCAGCUACGUAAGCAGGUUCUUGGCGAGCAACACUCUGAUACACAGUCUUCGCUCAACAUGCUUACCAGCUACCGAGCGGAGUAUAAGUAA
Alternaria arbusti is the source of this 2622-nucleotide messenger RNA. RefSeq lists its product as uncharacterized. The record is from RefSeq and is a predicted model, not a curated record. The coding region runs from base 1 to 2622 and encodes 873 amino acids. The transcript has a single exon. Gene Ontology annotation, molecular function: protein binding; ADP binding; ATP hydrolysis activity. Lineage: Eukaryota; Fungi; Ascomycota; Dothideomycetes; Pleosporales; Pleosporaceae.